Molecule: messenger RNA, 4629 nt
Organism: Lucilia cuprina (Australian sheep blowfly)
Lineage: Eukaryota; Metazoa; Arthropoda; Insecta; Diptera; Calliphoridae
Exons: 13
Coding region: 531-3443 (970 amino acids)
Molecular function (GO): protein binding
Source: RefSeq, a predicted model, not a curated record
CACUAUAACAACAAUAACAUAAAUUUUCUUUCAAAAAAACAAAAAAACCACAACAACUACUGCAACAACAAUAACAAAAGAAACAAACAAACAAAAAAACGAAAACAACAGCAAUAAAAGCACAACAAUCCAAGGAUUAAACAAGGAUUAUUUAAACAAUCUCUAGGAAAUUAUACAAAAAAGCAGACCUGAGACCUGAGCAAAAGCAACCCACCCACAAUCAUUUCCUUUGGAACGUGCUUUCUAAAACACCCAAGUGUUGGCAAAAAUGUCGCGUUUUUUUGCAUUAUGAAAUUUUCCCUUUAAAUGUUAGAUUUCGGUAUUAUUUAAAUGAAAUCUUAAAUUAUUUUAAGUUCUAAAAAAGAAAACGGCGUAAUUUGUUUUUGUUAUUUUUUAAUUUUUUCUUAUUAUUUUUUUGUUAACCUAAAAAAAAGGAGAGAAAAAAUAUAAAGUCAAAUUUAUGUUUCUAACAUAAUUUCAAAAAAUUCUAAUUAAAAUUAUACAAAAUAAGAAGAAUAUAAAUUUUAAUAAUGUAUUACCAUACCUGGUAUUAUGUGACAAUUGGACUGUUUAUAAAUGGUUUUGGUUUUAAGGGAUUACAAGCUGAACAACAUCCAGCCACAGCAGAUGAAGGUCCUUUAUCUGAAGUACAAACAGCAGUGGGUUUGGAGGUGGCUUUACCUUGUGAUCUUAUGCCUGGCACUAUGAUAGCCGAUAAAGUACAAUUGGUGAUUUGGUAUAGACAGGGAAAUGUUAAGCCUAUAUAUACUUUUGAUGCCCGAGGUCGUUCAUUACAUCAAGGUAUACCCUGGGCGGAUGAGAAUGUUUUUAAAAAUAAGGCACAUUUUUAUUAUGACUCAAAUCCGCCAGCUUUAAGGAUUAAAAAUAUACAAAUAAGUGAUGCGGGUUUAUAUAAAUGUCGGGUUGAUUUUCAUAAAUCACCGACACGUAAUUGGAGAAUUAAUGUAACUGUAUUGGUGCCGCCCACACAACUGACAAUACUGGAUCACCAGGGUGCUGCUGUAAGAGACCAAACUGCCGGUCCCUAUUUGGAAGGUGACAGCAUUAAUUUAACAUGUUUAUCGAGUGGUGGUAUACCACCACCUCGUGUUUCAUGGUGGCGUGAACAUGCUUUGGUCGAUGAUUCAUUUCAAGUGCUACCAGAUGGUACAGUGCGCAAUGUGUUGCAUUUGAAAAAUAUUUCACGCAAGGAUUUGUUAACGGUUUAUACGUGUCAAGCUAGUAAUGGUCACGUUGUAGCAGCUUUAACCAAAAAAGUUAUAUUGGACAUGAACUUACCCCCUUUAAGUUUGCUAUUGCAGGGUUUAAAUCAUGCCUUAGUAGCGGGGACCAGAACCCAUGUUACCUGUACAGCUGUGGGCGCUCGACCAGCACCACAAAUCAUAUGGUCCAAAGGUGGACAGCAGAUAAAAGGUGCUACACAAUCGACUUCCAGCGAUGGCAAUACCACUGUCUCGGAAUUAAUUUUAAUUCCUGUACCCGAAGAUAAUGAACGUCAAGUACAAUGCUCUAUAUCCCUUAAUCCCAGCAUGACCUCACAACAUUUACCCGAAGGUCAUACCACUAUAACAACGGUUAUGGCUAAUGGUAAUACCGGUUUAUUUUUAAAAGACUCUAGGGUAUUAAAUGUUACACAUGCCCCCAUUGUUUCUUUAAGUCUGGGUGCUCCCUUGGAUCCAAAUAAUUUAUUGAAAGGUUCUGAUGUUUAUUUAGAAUGUGAAGUUAAGGCUAAUCCAGGUAUUACCAAAGUGGAAUGGUAUCACAAUGUAAUUUUACUUUUCGAAAACUUUAACAUCAGCAACAUGAAAUUCCUUAUCGUUGUUUUGGCCGCUCUAGCUUUGGCUGCUCCUACCUUGGCUACCACCUAUAACCGUUGUUCUUUGGCUAAAGCCAUGUACAAUUUGGGUGUUCCAAAGGAUCAAUUGGCUCGUUGGACUUGCAUUGCUGAGCAUGAAUCCUCGUACCGUACUGGAGUUGUGGGACCUACCAAUUCUAAUGGCUCCAAUGAUUAUGGUAUUUUCCAAAUCAACAACUACUACUGGUGUCAACCUUCUAACGGACGUUUCUCCUACAACGAAUAUUCGUUCUUAAAAUUUACAGAUCUUCCUGAUGCCAUUAAAAACUGUACGGCCUACAAUGCAACCGCAAAUUCUAUGCAGAUUCAGUGUAUACCUGGCUAUGAUGGUGGUAUACCACAACAUUUUCAUGUACAAGUUUAUGAUGAAUUGAAUCGUCAAAUCUUAUAUAAUACUUCAUUUCGUAAUCCUGAAUUUACCGUUAAACGUUUACCAAGUGAUUCGGUAUUUGUUAUACGCAUAACUGCGGUCAAUGCUCAGGGUGCUAGUAAAAUUUCCUAUCGUGUACGUGGUCGUACGCUUUCGGCACCACUGUUGAGAACAGCAUCCUCUACGGCGGUUUUAGUUCAGCUAACACCAUUGCUAGGAGCAUUAGUUGGUGUCAUAGCAACACUUGUACUGGUGGCCAUUUGUAUUGUGAUUUUCAUGAAAUUUCGUACAAAACACACACGUCGCGGCCCAAAUGGUGAUACCACAACAACUGAAGCAGACAAAGGUAGUGCUGAACCACUCUCACGCAACAUGGGCAGUCAUUCAAGUUUAGAGGAUAAAAAUCCUGAUGUUAUACCACAGGAAACGAAUAGUGAGGAUGAAUUUCAUUUAGAGGAGAAAGCAUUCGAUCGUUUGAAUAUGGAAUCACAGCGUAUUUUAUAUACACCUACAUCGAGAAUAAAUACACAAUCACCACCACCGCCCUCACUAUCGCCAACAUUUGGCAAACAGUAUGGUGAACUAUCGUUGACAACAAAUCCCGCCUUUAGUCUAUAUAAUACACCACAACGAGCUCCUGCUACCCAAAGACCUGUUUAUACAGCCCCACCACCCCUACUAUCCACACGAACGCCACCAAAUAUUUACACACGCAUACCCGGACGCACCUAUUUACCAGCUUAUGAGACACGCACAUCACCCACCUCUCCCUAUGGCUCAACGACAACCUGUACAAUGCCACUAUUGGGAGGACAAUCGAAUGGUUCACUGCAAACAAACAGUAGUACAGGUACUGGCAUGAUUGGCAGUAUGUCCGGUGUAGGGGGAGUUGGUGGGAAUAGCAUUGGUAGUAGCGGUGGCGGCGGUUCACUAAGUUUAACCAGCGGCAAUACAAUGGGCCACUGCAAUACAUUGCCACAUCCUAAUACACAACAUCAACAUCAAAAUCCAAUAUCAACAGCGUUGACCUCAUCGCUAACAUCGGGGAAUAUAACGAUUGGUGCUGCACAAUCCCUGCUCACGUCACCGCGUACUCAUUCAGCGUAUAGUAAUUCAACGACAACAACAAUACAAUCACCACUUCUAGCCACUAGCACUCUAUUGGGAAAUGGAAAUUAUGAAACGAUAUCUUCCUGAGAAUUACCUAAAGAUGACAUUAAAUGUCAGAUUGUAUGUAUUGGUGGGAGUAGUACGUGUACAACAACAACGUCCUCGGCAGAACGUACAACAAUUGUUUAGAGUGUAGAUAUGAAUAACAAACAAACAUACAAACAACAAAAUAAUAUAACUAAAUUAUAAUUUUAAGGUUUUUUUUUAUAGGUUUUUCGUUCUUUUUCUGUAUUAUAAACUAAGUAAGGGAAUAAUUAUUAUUUCUAUUAAACAAUUUUAUAUUAUUUAGUUCUUGUUGAAAACAAACAAUAAUUUUCUUUUUUCAGUAGAUUUUAUAUGCUCAACAAAAACUUGAAAUCGUUACAGUUUCAAAGCAAACUAAGGCUUUUAGGAGGUGAGAAUAUGUAAAGAGAAAGUCGCCAUGGAAGUUAAUUUUGUUAAUUUCAUGAAAAGCUUUUUAGAAGUUUUUUUAACUAAAUAUUAGACCAACCACCCCCUUUUAAACUAUAGUUAGCAAAUUUUUAAAACCAAGGGUCUCCGUUUUUAUUGUAAAACGAUUUUCUAAAGAAUGCUAAGUAAGGUCCGAUACAUACGAAGUCACUUAUAUUACAUGAUCUUGUUAAUAAGUGAAGUCUAUAAAAGGCACUAAGUAUGAAGUCUAGGGCCAGUGAGGUGUGAUCGGUAUGGAAAUUAGCAAUAUCAUAAGAAGUUAGUUUUGCCGAUUCUCACAGAGUAUAUUUGUACUUAUAUCACUAUUAGGGUGUCCAGUUCGAGAUCAUUUUAAGCUCUUUCUAUAGACAUAGUUUUUAGGUAAAAUUUUGUCAAAUUUUAUCAAAUAAUCUUAUAAUCUUGAGAAUUUGGUCUGUAUCUCGAGCUCAAGAUUUACUUUGACACACACAGAUGGACAGACAAACAAAAUGGUCUUAGGACACUUAGUAAAAAAAUAUUAUAUAAAGCAUUUUCAUAAAACUAAGAUUAUAGAACAAAUUUUUAAAAAUUUCACAUGAAUUAUCUUGAAAACUUCGAUAUUAUCUCAAGAUAUACUUUGUCGGACAAAGAGUGCAUUUAGCUAUAUGGAGGCUAAGUGUUAGCCUAUUCCAAGUUAACCAUUUUCAUUAGACUUAGGUCUAAGACUAAAUUUUAUAAAAUUAUUUGGACAGUUUCGAAUUUUUAAUUCUCGACAAGAGAAUUCUGUCUCUCUAUCACACACAGA